This is a messenger RNA of Trematosphaeria pertusa, 2174 nucleotides long. Its product is annotated as C6 transcription factor-like protein. Gene Ontology annotation, cellular component: nucleus. Gene Ontology annotation, biological process: DNA-templated transcription. Gene Ontology annotation, molecular function: DNA binding; DNA-binding transcription factor activity, RNA polymerase II-specific; zinc ion binding. The record is from RefSeq and is a predicted model, not a curated record. The transcript has a single exon. The coding region runs from base 146 to 2035 and encodes 629 amino acids. Lineage: Eukaryota; Fungi; Ascomycota; Dothideomycetes; Pleosporales; Trematosphaeriaceae.
CUCUCCAACCUCAUCACCCAUCAGCAACAUUUCUAAUGCAUCUCGCCAGUGCCGCUGUCUGGUCCAAGCAAGUCAUCGUGAUACUCGGUGGUAGCCCCAUCGCCCCAGCCUUUCCGGGGCUUACCGGCAAUACGCACCCGUAUUGAUGGCUAGCUCCGCCAACGCGCCGAUCCAAAGCCGUCCAUAUCGUUCUCACAGAGUACCCGCGUGUAUACGGUGCAGAUCACGAAAGAUACGGUGCCAUAUCGACAUCCCCGGGGAGCCAUGCCUUUCGUGCCGGGAGAGGCGCCUCAAAUGCCAGUACGUUGAGCAUUCGACGAAUUCAUCGCCGUCAGAGGAGAAUGCAGAAGGCAAGCCUUCCAAAAGACGCCGACUCAGCAACGGAAAUGCGAAUGGAGAUAGCUCAGCCAGACUCCAUGCGGCACCUGUGCUGCACAGACCUCCCGAACAUCCCUCUGCCUCUAUAAUUCUCGCCCCUCACGUUGCGGAGGACGUCGAUAUCCUGAAUCGGCACAUUAACGCGCAACAUCGAAGUGUUAGCGCGCAGGGUUCAGGACCAUAUCAGACACUAUCCGACGACACCAAUGAUCCGAUUGUUUACCUUACUGUCCCCCGUUUCCGCACAGGCCUCCGUCCCGAGAUAGGAGCUGGGAAAGAACAGUUGGAAAUCAUUGAGCACAUCAUUGGCCCUUUUAAACGAGAAGUCAUCGAACUCUACUUCAAGAACGUUCAUUGGCAUUUUCCACUCCUCGACGAGGAGACUUGUUCCCUGCUACGGAAAGGACCUACGGAUAAGAUACCAAACUCCGUCAUGUGCGUUGUGUACGCUAUUGGGUCGCCGUACUGGCACAAAUCGGACACGCUGAAGAUGCACCCACGACCCGACUCACACUUCAUGUGGAACAACGCCAUUUCUGCGCUGCAAGAAGACUUCCUCAGUCCUAGCUUGGCAACGGUAUCGUCAUCAGUCUUGGACCAGGUUGGGCGGCCCUCCGUUUCCAUCGUGGGGAACAUCACUCUGUGUGGCCGUACCGUCUCCCUUGCUCAAACCUUCGGUCUUCAUCGCGACUGCUCCACUUGGAACAUAACUGAGCAUGAGAAGUCAAUUCGCCUGCGUUUGUGGUGGGGUCUACUCAUCACCGACUACUGGUCCAGCAUCGGAUAUGGCACCACCCCUCACAUUAGCAAGCGUUUCUACGACGUGCCGAUGCCCACCGUGGAGGCUCUCACUCCGCCCAAGGCAACCGUGGAGCAAAAGAAAUCAGUGACUUGCUUUGUUCAUCUAUGUGCUUUGACAGAGCUGCUCGGAGAGAUCCUCCCUUUCGUAUAUGAGAUCAACCCCGACCGUGUCGCGCUCCCGCGCUCCGUUAGUCGACUGAAGGAUGACUUGAAGUAUUUGGACUCUCAGCUGCCAGAGUGGGUUCCGCUGCCGAAUCAGACUGGCACCAGCAACCUCUGGUUCUGCUUCCUCUCAAUGAGGUUGCUUCUCUGUCGCGUCACGCUCCGCUCGGCGAUUCUCGAAGGAGAUACGGACCUAGAACGAAAUCGCCUGGACGAAUUGCGCGCUGCGUCAGAAGCAGUCCUUGACUUCGUCCUCUAUCUGGGAGAGUAUCAUUUCCUAGACUUCUGGUUGCCGUACGCCACCCACCUCCUUGUCCACGCAGUCACGGUGUCCUUACGUUGCACCGUCGAGACCCAGGAUGUCGAAGUGCGAAAGGCUUCCGUGUCACGACUCGAGCGUGUCAUUGCCCACAUUCAGCAUGCUCGCGACCACUAUGAUUGGGAUAUUGCGAACUACUGCUUGGAGAGGUGCUCCGAUUCCGUCUCGAAGAUUGCCUCACUGACCAAGCGGGACUCUCAGCCCCCUCAGACCGAAGUCACAACAGUCAGCGAGAGUAACAACUAUGCGCAGCCCGGCUCUGUACUGGACGAUGCAAGCUUUCUCCUCUCCGAUUUGCUAGAUCCGAACGCCUUCGAUUUCUCGUGGGAAGCCCUGUGGGACACUCCUUCCGGCAUGACCAAUUUCUCAAUAUGAGGGGCUCUCGCGAAGCACUAGACGCCGGACCGUAUUUCGUAUGCACUCAGAGGGACUUCAGGGCCUUGAGGUGGUUUCCGACUCGAUGCGCGAGCCUUCCGACGGUUUUCCGCGGGUGCCCGAAUUCCGACGGAAAGCC